Messenger RNA from Lotus japonicus, 1506 nucleotides. Its product is annotated as GATA transcription factor 21-like. The record is from RefSeq and is a predicted model, not a curated record. Gene Ontology annotation, biological process: regulation of DNA-templated transcription. Gene Ontology annotation, molecular function: zinc ion binding; sequence-specific DNA binding. Bases 456 to 1436 code for a protein of 326 amino acids. Lineage: Eukaryota; Viridiplantae; Streptophyta; Magnoliopsida; Fabales; Fabaceae. The transcript has 3 exons.
ACCAUCACAUUCUCUCUUUCAUCGUUCUAACUUCAACUAGCUAGGGUUAGUACAGAAGAUAGUUAUGCAAAAUGCAGAGGUGUGCGCAGUGCGCAGCAGUGGGGUAAAAAAAUAUCUGGAAAAAUAGCGUUUUUGUCAUACGCAUGGCGGGGUCAGCGUUGUAGCAUUCCACACUCUCCUCCUGAGUUAAUUUGUCUCUUUUAUUUGUCUCCUUCAUAUCUCUGUCUUCAAGUCACGUGAAUGUCUUUAGAUUAGGUUAGGCUGUAAUCUGUUCCCUAUAAAUGAGUUUUAUUUACUAAAGCUUGUAAGUUGUAAUGCUCAGAACCUUUUGGCCUUGUGUUUCUUCUCUCUAUCUUUUCUCCCAACCCUUUCUUCUAACUUUAUUAGUGGACAAAAGGUAGGCCGUUGCAGUAUCCAUACCUCUCUCUCUCUCUCUCUCUCUCUACACUCAUCCAAUGACACCAACUUAUCAGUAUGAGGUAUCUUCUAUGCCUUUUGAUCUUAAUUAUGAAGAUCACAGUCACCAGCUCUUCAAUACAAACCAUGAUCAAGCCUCUUCUUCAUUAUCAUGUUCUACGCUCUACAACCCGGAUCAAGAUCAAGAAGCUAGAUCUUACUACAUGGAACCACAGCCCUUACAAAGUGAUCAUCAAGAGGCAGAGAAGGCUGUUCCUUCUAGCGGAUCAUGGGAUCAUCCAGCAGUUGAAAAGGAUGAAAACUACAGAAGUGACCUCAAGCUGAGUACUGUCCGGAAGAAAUUAGAAAAUGGGAAUGAAAAUCUUCAAGGUGAUCAUCAUCAGGAGGAUAGUUCAGCAAAGUGGAUGCCUUUAAAGAUAAGAAUGAAGCGGAGACUGAUGGUAUCGGAUCAAACGAGUUCUGAUCACGCCAUAGCAGGAAUCCAAAGCACUGAUGAGCAUAAGCAAGAAAAUCAAAAGCUACCAUUACCACAACAUCUAAGAAGUACUGACAAUAGCAGCUGCAACAUUCCUUCAAACAACAACAGUAAUAUCCCUGCUGUUAGGGUUUGUGCUGAUUGCAACACCACCAAGACCCCUCUCUGGAGGGGUGGACCAAGAGGUCCCAAGACACUUUGCAACGCCUGUGGGAUUCGACAAAGGAAAGCGAGACGUGCCCUUGCCGCCGCUUCUACUGCUGCUGCAAAUGGCGCCCCUCUCAUGGCGGCAGCUGAUCAGAAACCUCAUGUGAAGAGAAAUCACAAGUUGCAAAUCAAAGGGAAGAAGUCCAAAACUGAGUUGAAAAAGAAGCCUAACCUUGGAGGGGGAGGUACAAAGAAGCUUGGUUCCGAGGAAUUGACAAUAAGCUUGAGUAAGAGCUUGGCUUUGCCACAGGAUGAGAAGGAUGCUGCAAUCUUGCUCAUGGCUUUGUCUCAUGGCCUGCUUCAUGGCUUCCCCUCACAUCGUUACUUAGAUUUAUAAAAAUUCUGUCAUAAUUAGAAUUUUGAUUGACAAAUUAAUAAUUUUAAUUAUGACAAUAAUAUUAUUUUUU